CGGGUAAAGAGAAUGUGAGUUUCGGAAAUUGAUGAAAAUAAAUCCAAGAAAAUCUAUAUAAUAUAAGUCAAUAAAGUUUAUGCGAUUUUAUCCUACUUUUAAGUAAUAAUUAAAGUUUUGAUCCAUCCAAGAUGGGUAAGAUUAUGAAACCUGGGAAGGUAGUGCUGGUCCUCAGUGGCCGGUACGCGGGCCGUAAAGCUAUCGUCGUGAAGAACUAUGACGAGGGCACAUCAGAGAAACCCUACGGUCAUGCCUUUGUUGCCGGUAUCGACAGGUACCCCAGGAAAGUGCACAAGAGGAUGGGAAAAAACAAAAUCCACAAACGCUCCAAAGUCAAGCCUUUCGUUAAGGUUGUAAACUACAAUCACCUGAUGCCCACAAGGUACUCGGUAGACUUCAGCUUUGAAAAGUUCAGUGCCAAGGACUUGAAGGACCCCGCAAAACGCAAGAAGCUGCGCUUCAACACCAGAGUGCGUUUUGAAGAGAGAUACAAGAGUGGAAAGAACAAGUGGUUCUUCCAGAAGCUUAGGUUCUAAGGUGUACUUUAAAUAAAAAUUUCAAAAAAAAA
Messenger RNA from Colias croceus (clouded yellow), 568 nucleotides. It is a transcript of the gene RpL27, whose product is annotated as 60S ribosomal protein L27. Gene Ontology annotation, biological process: translation. Gene Ontology annotation, cellular component: ribosome; cytosolic large ribosomal subunit. NCBI's taxonomy places the organism in Eukaryota, Metazoa, Arthropoda, Insecta, Lepidoptera, Pieridae. The record is from RefSeq and is a predicted model, not a curated record. The transcript is spliced from 3 exons. Bases 132 to 536 code for a protein of 134 amino acids. Gene Ontology annotation, molecular function: structural constituent of ribosome.